Messenger RNA from Peronospora matthiolae, 684 nucleotides. The record is from the annotation of a GenBank genome assembly. Lineage: Eukaryota; Oomycota; Peronosporomycetes; Peronosporales; Peronosporaceae.
AUGGUCCCUCACUACUUCAAUGCGUGGAACGCCUACAUCCAUAAUCUCGAGGAUGUAGGUCGUGACGUUUGGAACGACAAACUUAUCAAAGCUCGUGAUAAGUUUGAAAAGCGAACCCCGACAGGUGCACGCUACAAGCUGCAUCGUCUGUCAAGGGAGAAAGGAUUACCCUGCCUCUCUUGGGGAGACUCGUGCCCAUGUUGUGUGAACAACUCUGCACGAGCACCUAAGGAGGCUUACCUCCUUACCAGCCCGUGGUGGCGCGUACGUGUCUCUACUGAGAUGUACGAAGGGAUUGACAACCUGAAAUCCCUUUACGACCGUGCCGGGAAGACUUUCUCCGGCGGUCCUUCUGCGGCACAGGAUGUGCCGCGUCGUACUGCUCAACCAGACCCAGUACGUCAACCAUCAGUUGGGAGCGGAGCUCCCAAGUAUAUCAGGACGGGGGAUAGCCGCGCCACCGGACGAGAUAACUCGUCCGACGCCCGUUCACGUCGCGGUGGUUCAACAGCUGCUAAACUAGAUAGCGCUGGCCACCGCGAGAGUCCUCUAAUGGAGGUGGAGGAGGAGGAAAGACGCUCUCCAAGCUAUCGUGGGGGAGCGUGUGUCUCCGAGAGCUUCAUUGAUCGCGUUAAUUUUGCGUUACGCGACGACGUCGAGCAUGAGCGGGACAGGCGUCUUUAA